Xenia sp. Carnegie-2017 is the source of this 2786-nucleotide messenger RNA. Its product is annotated as transmembrane protein 163-like. The coding region runs from base 1145 to 1942 and encodes 265 amino acids. The record is from RefSeq and is a predicted model, not a curated record. Gene Ontology annotation, cellular component: membrane. The transcript has a single exon. NCBI's taxonomy places the organism in Eukaryota, Metazoa, Cnidaria, Anthozoa, Malacalcyonacea, Xeniidae.
AUAUAUUUACGUACUAUAUUUUCUACAUAUGCAUGUGUACAAUACGUGUUUUUGCUGGGCAAUCUAUGAUAAACUUUAUCUGCAAGUCUUGCAAGCAUGCUUUUUGUUGUGUCCAACUCCAUAAACAUGCACGUUAUUGUCAAUGAUGAUUUUAGUUCAAUGAUAUUGUACCACAUACAAACCUUUUGGCGUGCUACUCUGAAUUAGGUGAUUUUAAUCUUGCCUUGAUCUUAUCUUUUGUAAAAAGUUUCUUUAUUACUGCACGAUUACUAGUUUGUAAUCUCUGAUUCCGGGACACUGGAAACAAUCAUUUCAACUGAGGUGUCUGCUAAUGUAUGUUGCGUUUCUGUUGAACUAAUCACAGAGUAUACGUACUUGCACAAUUUACGAUCGACGUUUUGUAAUGUCUUUGUUAAUGAUGAUGAUCUUAGCAGUAUAAAUGUUGCCAGCAUUAUGAGACGUUAUUAAAAGUUCAAGAAUUUAGUGGAACGUUUCCAUGGCAAAUAUAUUUCUUUUUUCGGAUAAAUAAAACUUUUAUGCCGGUUGAGACGUUACUCAUCGUGGUAUCUUUUGCAUUCAGCUCUUCGAGGAAAGAAAUCUUUCUGUUAAUAAGUGUCUUCUAUCGGUCCUACUGUAUGUAGUUGCAAAAUACCAGCUGAAGGGCAAUAAAAAUGUACUUAUAGUAGAUAUUCGAAUUAAGAAAAUUCAUGACGUUAAACCUUUUAAACAGAUGUAAUUUGCAAAGGCUUGUUGUCUUUGUGAAUUAGGAGGAACAGUUUUUGAAAAAUCAGUUUUUUAUUAACAAUAUGACUGGCGGGUGUGGAUUUUAAUCUCACACUGUUCACAAACUGUAUGACUUGCCAGUGGUGUUUUCCAUCUCAUAAAAGUUACAGUAUGAGUGGCCAGUGGUGUUUUCCAUCUCGUAAACAGUACAGUAUGACUAGCCAGUGGAGUUUCCUAUGUAGCUAAGAGAAGGUACAGUAUGAACAACUGGUUUGAGUAAUUGAUACCACGGAUGUGCUAAAUGAUAUCUCUCCAAGCAAACCUUUGACCCGUAUAGAAUGUUUAGCUAAAACAUGCGCAAAAUCCACAAUGGUUGAUCAAGCGCCAUCAAAACGUUAUUGUUUACGAUACUUUGAGAGUGAUGUGGGCAAAGCAUGAAGACCCGUCGACAAAAUGCACUUUAGUGUUCGCUCAACCCAAACAAGAUGAAAUAAAUAGAGGCGAAGUGAAUAUAAAAGAAAGUGUAUACGAAUGUGUGUCAUGUUUGGAUGAUGUUUUAUUUCCUCGCAACAAACCUUUAUUACCGUCUGAGUUAAAAAAACUCAACACUCUAGCUAUUCUAUUUUGUGUUUUGACUUUUCUCGUAGCAAUUUUUUUAGCUACGCUAAGCUACGCUACCUUUACUCACUCGAAAAAUUGUGGUAUAUUUGCUUUCGCUUUUGAUGCUAUACUACAAGCCAUUUCAUCAUCGCUGUUGAUUUGGAGAUUUUCAAUCUUCAUGAAUACAAGUUUAGAGUGUAAAGAGACAGUUUCAACAAUUGGUGUCGCUUUUGUUAACUCGAUUUCAGCCGUUUCAAUUAUUGUUACCACCGCUGGUUUGUUGUUGAGUGAUGAAAAGUCAUCUUACACUCGGAUUUCAAUGUUUGUAGCCUCUAUUGGAAUGGUGUUGUAUGGUAUUUUAUUUGUUGCGAAAUACAAACUAUCCAGGAAGCUGGGAAGUUCUGCGUUGAUGGCCGACGCCAUAGAUUCUUUUGGUGGGGCCUUGUUUGGUUUAGGUGUCGUCGUGUCAUCGCUUUUUAAACUUGUUACAGUUAAACUGUGGUUUCUCGAUGAUUUUGUUGCUUUGGGCAUUGCGUUUUUAAUGCUUUUUUACGCUGUAAUUCUCGUGGCAAGACAAGUUUCCAUGUGGGUAAAAAGCGAUGCUAGAUUAAACAGUUAAACAGAUUAAAGAUUGUGUGGAGUUGGAGUUUAUUUUUCCUGUAUAAGUGGCCUGUCUUAAAAAUACAUACGUAAUCUGAACUCACAAGGAAAACAUUUUGUCAAGGGUUUUACGUCUGAUUUUAAUCGCUGAUCAUCGGUAGAAAAUAUUACCAAACUCGACUUUAAAGCUUCGCCAUGCAAUUGGUUUGUUGAGGUCUUCUUUAUUAAUCAUAGCUGCAGGCUGAAAGAGAGCACAAAACGAACUUAUAUGAAAGUGAAAUAUGACAAAAAAUAUGUACGAUUCAUCGACUUCCACAAGAUCCCUAGCUUAAAUGACAAGCAAGUAUCAUUAAUAAGCUAUUUGCUUAACAAGAAUGCCAUUCAAAUUAUACGUUUCCCCUCUUUGGAAAAAAUUGUCAGAGAAUAUCGCAAACUAUAAUACAAUCAAAUCAAUUAUAUGUAAAAAUUGACAAAAAAUGGAUAAAUGGAUAUUAUUAUGGAUAAGUUAAGACUUUUUCAUGUGGCAACGUGGGUGAAUUACAGGCGCAAUUGUUAUUAGAAAAUGUACAUGAUGUCACAAAUAUAUUAUGGAAAUGAUAAUUAUUUUGAAUAAGGUUGCAACUAAAAUAAUAAGUUUUUUUUAUAGUAUAGUUUCCAUCGACAGUUUCAAUUAUGUCAAAUAACGACUAAGUCCAAUGAGGCAGAGAUGGAUUAAAUAAAACUUUGUAGUAGUUAUAACAGUACGAUUUACAUGACAUAUACGUUCAUAUAAGUUCAUAUAUAUUUAGUUAUUAUUGUAAUUUUUCUUGUAAUUUUUGUGAGAUAGUGCGCAUCUUUUAUCGUAAUUAGACUGGCGAAUACAA